AGCGGAAGUGACGUAGACAGAACGUUCCGUUCUCUUUCUGCUGCAGGAACCGUGGCGGCUGAGCCAACCUGGUGUGCCUUCUGACCUUUGCCUCUGUCUCGUUGAGAGGCCAUCAAGUAUCUUCCUGCGGCAGAACACACUUCCGGUCUCGGCCCGGACGGGAUGUUGCCGCUGGUGCUGCUGUUACCCCUCUGUUGGGCAGUAGAAGUUAAGAGACCCCGGGGCGUUUCCCUCAGCAACCAUCACUUCUAUGACGAAUCGAAGCCUUUCACAUGUCUGGACGGCACAGCCACUAUCCCAUUUGAUCAGGUGAACGACGAUUACUGCGACUGUAAGGACGGUUCCGAUGAGCCUGGCACAGCUGCUUGUCCCAAUGGCAGCUUUCACUGCACCAACACGGGGUACAAGCCUUUGUACAUCCUCUCCAGCCGGGUCAACGACGGCGUGUGUGACUGCUGCGAUGGCACAGACGAGUACAACAGCGGCACGGUCUGCGAGAACACCUGCAGAGAGAAGGGUCGCAAGGAGAAAGAGUCCCUGCAGCAGCUGGCCGAGGUCACCCGAGAAGGGUUCCGCCUAAAGAAGAUGCUCAUUGAGGACUGGAAGACAGCGCGGGAGGAAAAGCAGAGUAAGCUUCUUGAGCUGCAGGCUGGCAAGAAGUCUCUGGAAGACCAGGUAGAAGCCCUGCGGACCGCGAAAGAAGAAGCAGAGAGGCCCGAGAAGGAGGCCAAGGAGCAGCACCGGAAGCUGUGGGAAGAGCAACAAGCUGCUGCCAAGGCCCGGCGGGAACAGGAGCUGGCAGCCAGUGCCUUCCAGGAGCUGGACGACAACUUGGAUGGCCUGGUCUCGCUGGCUGAGUUACAGACUCACCCGGAACUGGACACAGAUGGAGAUGGAGGGCUGUCUGAGGAGGAGGCCCAGGCCCUUCUCAGUGGAGACACACAGACGGACGCUGCCUCCUUCUAUGACCGCGUAUGGGCCGCCAUCAGGGACAAGUACCGCUCUGAGGUCCCGCCCACUGACACACCUGUUCCGGAGGUGACUGAACCCAAAGAGGAAAAGCCACCAGUGUUGCCACCCACAGAGGAGGAGGAAGAGGAGGAGGAGGAGCCUGAAGAAGAGGAGGAGGAAGAGGAGGAGGAGGUGCAGGGGGAGCAGCCCAAGGAGACCCCGACCCCACUGCAGCCCCCGCAGCCUCCCAGCCCCUCUGAGGAUGAAAAGAUGCCACCGUAUGAUGAGGAGACACAGGCUGUCAUCGAUGCUGCGCAGGAGGCCCGGAACAAGUUUGAGGAAGUGGAACGGUCCUUGAAGGAGAUGGAGGAGUCCAUCAGGAGUUUGGAACAGGAGAUCUCCUUCGAUUUUGGACCCUCUGGAGAGUUUGCGUACCUCUACAGCCAGUGCUAUGAGCUCACCACCAAUGAGUACGUCUACCGGCUUUGUCCCUUCAAACUGGUCUCCCAGAAACCCAGACAUGGGGGCUCCCCGACCAGCCUGGGCACGUGGGGCUCCUGGGCUGGCCCUGAUCACGACAAGUUCAGUGCGAUGAAGUACGAGCAGGGCACUGGCUGCUGGCAGGGCCCCAACCGCUCCACCACAGUGCGCCUGCUGUGUGGCAAAGAGACUGUGGUGACCAGCACCACGGAGCCCAGUCGCUGUGAGUACCUCAUGGAGCUCAUGACACCAGCAGCCUGCCCAGAGCCGCCACCAGAGGCGCCCAGUGACGGGGACCACGAUGAGCUGUAGCCGAACCUCAAGGCCUGCGACCAGUCUACUGAUCCUGAAGUCUGCGGACCAAGGCCCGCCCGCCCUGGGGUUCCUGGCCGUCCUCCAGGCAGCAGGAACCCCGAGCACUUGUGGCGCAGGCUAGCCCAGCGCCCUGAGGCCCCAGCGGGCCCAGUGGAUGAUGAGCUCACCUACCCUUCUCCUGAGGGGAGGAGCUAAUUCCUGCAUCCACCUCACCCUGCCUCCCCAGCCCGCGGGAGAUGAAUGGAUGACUUGACCUGUGACCUCAGAACAAUAAAUGUGACUAGUCCACA
Molecule: messenger RNA, 2036 nt
Organism: Apodemus sylvaticus (European woodmouse)
Lineage: Eukaryota; Metazoa; Chordata; Mammalia; Rodentia; Muridae
Gene: Prkcsh
Product: protein kinase C substrate 80K-H
Exons: 18
Coding region: 163-1743 (526 amino acids)
Biological process (GO): liver development; N-glycan processing
Cellular component (GO): glucosidase II complex
Molecular function (GO): calcium ion binding; protein binding
Source: RefSeq, a predicted model, not a curated record